Messenger RNA from Exaiptasia diaphana, 1482 nucleotides. Its product is annotated as DNA topoisomerase 2-beta. Gene Ontology annotation, cellular component: nucleus. Gene Ontology annotation, molecular function: DNA topoisomerase type II (double strand cut, ATP-hydrolyzing) activity; ATP binding; DNA binding. The transcript has 8 exons. The annotation marks the transcript as partial. The record is from RefSeq and is a predicted model, not a curated record. Gene Ontology annotation, biological process: DNA topological change; sister chromatid segregation; resolution of meiotic recombination intermediates. Lineage: Eukaryota; Metazoa; Cnidaria; Anthozoa; Actiniaria; Aiptasiidae.
AGGGACGCCAACAUGAGCACUAUCAAGAUAGACAUUAAUCCUGAAAAGAACAUCAUUAGUGUUUGGAAUGAUGGCAAAGGGAUCCCAAUCGUCAUGCAUAAAGACCACAAUGUAUUUGUCCCUACUUUGAUCUUUGGUCAUCUUCUGACAUCAAGUAACUAUGAUGAUAAACAGAAGAAAGUCACAGGGGGACGUAAUGGUUAUGGUGCCAAGUUGUGUAAUAUAUUUAGUACCAAGUUUUCUGUUGAGACUGCUUGUUCAGAGUCGAAGCAAAGAUUCAAACAGGUGUGGCAUAACAACAUGGGGAAGGCAGGCGAGCCAGUUAUUAAAGACUUUUCUAGCAGUAAAGAUUUCACCUGCAUCACAUUCAGCCCAGAUCUUGCUAAGUUUAAAAUGGAAUCAUUGGACAGAGAUACAGUGGCAUUAUUAACAAGACGAGCCUAUGACAUUGCAGCAUGUGCGAGAGGAGUAACAGUUUUUCUCAAUGGCCAAAAGCUGAAGGUGAGGACAUUCAAGGAUUAUGUUGAGCUUUGCUUGAAAGGGAUUGAUAAGGAUCAGAAAGAAGAGGAUGAACAAAACUCUGAAACUAAAGAUAUUAAAACCAAGGUUGUUCAUGAAGUGGUGAAUAACCGUUGGGAAGUCUGUGUAACAGUUAGUGAGAAAGGCUUCCAGCACUCCAGUUUUGUAAACAGUAUUGCAACUACUAAGGGAGGAACCCAUGUGAACUAUGUGACUGAACAAAUUGUUGACAAGAUGAUGGCAGCUAUCAAGAGAAAGAAUAAGGGUGGGAUUGCUAUCAAACCUUUCCAAAUCAAGAACCAUUUAUGGGUAUUUGUAAAUUGCUUGAUCGAAAAUCCCAGCUUUGACUCACAAACCAAAGARAACAUGACUCUGAGAGCAAAGGAUUUUGGAUCAAAGUGUGAACUGUCUGACAAGUUCUUAAAAGCAGUUCAGUCUUGUGGAGUUAUGGAGAAUGUUCUCAACUGGAUGAGAUUCAAGGAAAAGGCACAGCUAAACAAGAAGUGCAGCAGCCAAAAGCAGAACAAGAUCAAAGGGAUACCAAAGCUUGACGAUGCUAACGAUGCUGGUGGCAAGAGGUCCAAACAGUGCACUCUAAUCUUGACUGAAGGAGACUCAGCCAAAACCUUAGCCAUUAGCGGACUGAGUAUCGUGGGAAGAGAUUUAUAUGGUGUCUUUCCKUUGAGGGGAAAGCUGCUGAAUGUGAGAGAUGCAGCACAUAAACAGAUCCUUGAAAAUGCUGAGAUCAACAACAUUAUCAAGAUUAUCGGCCUGCAGUACAACAAGAAGUACAACACGGAAGAUGAUUUAAAGAGUCUYCGUUAUGGCCACAUGAUGAUCAUGACUGAUCAAGAUCAAGAUGGUUCUCACAUCAAAGGCCUUGUCAUCAAUUUUAUUCACAGUAACUGGCCUGGUCUUUURAAGUUAGGAUUUGUAGAACAAUUUAUUACUCCCAUUGUUAAG